This is a messenger RNA of Aspergillus tanneri, 795 nucleotides long. RefSeq lists its product as uncharacterized. The coding region runs from base 1 to 795 and encodes 264 amino acids. Lineage: Eukaryota; Fungi; Ascomycota; Eurotiomycetes; Eurotiales; Aspergillaceae. The transcript has a single exon. Gene Ontology annotation, molecular function: catalytic activity. The record is from RefSeq and is a predicted model, not a curated record.
AUGACCCAACCAUUCCAUGUGAUAUCUACUCUUCGCUAUGACCCGGCACUGCUGGGAAUGGUCGAAGGAGCCCGGAAUUCUUACCCCGAUACUCAGUGCACGUCGCCGUACUACCUCCUUCCGUACCACCAAGACCGUCUCCUCAGCGCGGCACGCUGUUUCAACUGGACAGGCGCCAUCAAGUUCCUUGAGCAGGACCAGACAAAAUUCCUGAAGUUCCUGGAUGCUUUCAUUCCUGACUUGACAAAGCCGUGGCGACUUAGAAUUGCCAUCGAUAAGGAGGGGACUGGCACGGUCGAGGCCACCAUGGCUUCGCCUGACCCACUGAAUCUUCUCAUCCCCUCCGAGAUGGACGUUUUGUCCACCAUAUGGCGUGUACUUGUGGACUCCCAGGGGACCAUCCCCUCAGUAUUCACCACACACAAGACUACACGGCGUGACGACUAUACCGCAGCGCGUUUGCGGGCAGGAAUCGAAUCUCCACAGGAUCCCGCAGAGGUGCUGAUGGUGAAUCUGCAGGGAGAAGUUAUGGAGGGAAGCAUCACCACGCCGUACUUCAGGCGCCCCGCACUGUCAGCUCCACAUGGAGCUGAGCAGGCACGAAAGGAUAAAAUGCCGCAGUGGAUUACGCCGCCUCUUUCCAGCGGUGGGAAUGCAGGAACUACGCGGCGAUUCGCGUUGACGUAUGGGUUCUGCACCGAGGAGACUGUUUCUGCGUCCGAUUUGAGGGAUGGGGAAGAAUGCUGGCUCAGUAACGGGGUGCGAGGGUUCAUCCGAGGAAAAAUUGUUCUCUAA